Molecule: messenger RNA, 2719 nt
Organism: Daldinia caldariorum
Lineage: Eukaryota; Fungi; Ascomycota; Sordariomycetes; Xylariales; Hypoxylaceae
Product: dihydroxy-acid dehydratase
Exons: 5
Coding region: 647-2479 (610 amino acids)
Biological process (GO): branched-chain amino acid biosynthetic process
Cellular component (GO): mitochondrion
Molecular function (GO): dihydroxy-acid dehydratase activity
Source: RefSeq, a predicted model, not a curated record
AGCUGCACGUAACACUUAGCGCCGUCUCCUCUCCUCAUGUUUGGCCUAGGUAAUCCCUCGAAUCAGAAAGCCACAGCAAAUAUAACGAACUAAUCACUUACCUUGUAUAAGCGCAAUAUUGUAUCUCUUUCUGGUUUCGGGUGUUACUUGCAUGCUACUCCGCUUUCCCCUCCCAUAGCCGGGGCCGACAACACCAAAGUAUUCGAACUAUAAUGUAAUGGGUAUAUCCUAGAAAAGUUGCUUUUUUAGGUCGUGGGCCAUGUGGGUAUCUUUAUAGACUUGGUACAGCUCGUCUACUAGGCUCUAGCCAGUCGUCUCUCAAGGAUUUCAAAUUACUAGCUUCAAGUGUAUACCUAGAUAAGUAUGAAUGCAGCUCUUGCUUCCGAAUCAUCUCCGCGCCGGGAUCCGGGCUUUUCCCCGUUUCUAAAUCUUCGUUACGUCAAAACCUCCGAAUCUUAGAAUCGUUAUAAGAUCUGAACCUACCCGGCAAAUUCUUUACCCCGCAGAGCCAGUACCAAGCUGAAGAUUUAUAAAUAUAACUCCUAUAUAAACCGUCAGAUCCUUUUGUUAAAGCAUAAACCGUCGGUAUAUAGUUGCUACCUAUCAUCAUAGGUAUUUGAACUAGCCAAAACUGGACAUAUUUAACAUGAGCGACGCACCCGUAGCUGAGACGGGUCUCAGCCCCAAACUUCAGGACCCCAAAGCCGAUCCUCAAUAUAUUCAGUUCAAGUGCUUACCAGCGGGCGGUCCCUUAAAUCGAUGGUCUAAUGCGAUCACAAGGGAACAUGACUUCCCUGGUGCCCAAGCUAUGCUAUACGGCGCCGGUGUGCCGAAUGAAGAGAUCAUGAAGAAUGCUCCUCAAGUUGGAAUUGCAACGGUCUGGUGGGAAGGAAACCCUAUAGUCCUCGAUUUCGGGAAAAUCGUGAAGAGAGCGGUAGAGAAGCAGAAUAUGUUAGCAUGGCAGUAUAACACUAUAGGUGUAUCAGAUGCUAUUACCAUGGGGGGCGAAGGAAUGAGAUUUUCGCUUCAAACACGCGACCUCAUUGCCGAUAGCAUAGAAACCGUUACCUGUGCGCAGCACCAUGAUGCCAAUAUCGCAAUUCCCGGUUGUGAUAAGAACAUGCCGGGUGUUAUCAUGGCGGCAGCACGCCAUAAUCGCCCUUUCAUCAUGAUUUAUGGCGGAACUAUUCGAAAGGGUUAUUCGGAAUUAUUGGAACGUGACGUGAAUGUGAGCACUUGCUAUGAAGCUUCAGGGGCAUUUGCGUAUGGCCGGCUUCAGGCCAAGACGAACCCUGGUGCCGUAGGCCGAACUCCAAGUGACGUGCUGUCCGAUAUCGAACGCCAUUCGUGCCCCGGUGCAGGUGCAUGCGGUGGAAUGUACACUGCCAAUACGAUGGCAACGGCUAUAGAAGCCAUGGGUCUCACUCUUCCCGGGUCGUCGUCUUAUCCUGCUCUAUCCCCGGAAAAGGCUCGCGAGUGCGAACGCGCCGCCGAGGUCAUUAAAAUCACUAUGGAGAAAGAUAUUCGUCCGCGAGACUUGUUGACUAAGGAAUCGUUCGAAAACGCGCUGGUCCUUACUAUGAUACUGGGAGGUUCUACUAACGGAGUUUUGCACUUCUUAGCUAUGGCGAACACAGCUGAAGUACCGCUCACUCUGGACGAUAUCGAUAGGGUCAGCAAUAAGACGCCCUUCCUCGCGGAUCUAGCCCCGAGUGGAAAGUACUUGAUGGAAGACUUGUAUAAGAUUGGCGGCACUCCGUCCGUGUUGAAGAUGCUAAUAGCGGCCGGUCUAAUCAACGGCAAUAUCCCAACCGUAACGGGCCGUACACUUGCGGAGAACGUCGCCGAUUGGCCUAGCUUACCGCCUGACCAGAAGAUCAUUCGCCCUCUCUCGGACCCUAUCAAAGAGACAGGCCAUAUUCGGAUCCUGCGAGGGAAUUUUGCACCAGAAGGUGCCGUUGCUAAAAUCACUGGUAAAGAGGGUCUGAGCUUUACUGGUAAAGCUCGAGUGUUUAACAAGGAGCAUGAGCUCGACGAUGCCCUAACGCGCGGCGAGAUCCCGCGCGAUGAGAAUUUAGUUCUCAUAGUUCGUUACGAAGGGCCGCGUGGAGGUCCCGGUAUGCCUGAGCAACUGAAGGCAUCCGCAGCUAUUAUGGGCGCGGGAUUAAAGAACAUCGCUCUUGUUACGGACGGUAGAUAUAGUGGCGCUAGCCAUGGUUUCAUUGUCGGCCACGUAACUCCAGAAGCAGCAAGAGGCGGACCUAUCGCAUUAGUUCGAGAUGGAGAUACGAUCGUUAUUGAUGCGGUUAAGAAUCGAAUCGACAUAACCAAUGUGAGCGAGGAAGAGCUGAAAGAGAGGAGGAAAUCAUGGAAGGCUCCUCCCCCGAGAGCUAGGAGGGGUGUGUUGGCCAAGUAUGCGAGACUGGUCGGUGAUGCCAGUCACGGUGCUGUUACAGACCAAUGGGACCCAGAGGAUUAAGUAUUACCACACCGAUGAAGACAUUCAGCCAUUCGUAGAACUCUGGAUAAAUAUGAAGAGGUACUUCAGUAGUGUAUGUCAUAUUUGUGUUAUCGAAUGUCCUGCUAUGUGUUGAGAUAUUGCAACUAGGUAGAACCAACCGAAAAGAAAUAUCGUGUAAGAAGUAACAAAGGUACCUAUGUAAAGAUAACUAGAGCGAGUUCUAUAAGAUAUUUUGAUUAGGUACGGAUUAGUUAUUAG